Molecule: messenger RNA, 3246 nt
Organism: Anopheles merus
Lineage: Eukaryota; Metazoa; Arthropoda; Insecta; Diptera; Culicidae
Product: bromodomain-containing protein 8-like
Exons: 2
Coding region: 276-3227 (983 amino acids)
Cellular component (GO): NuA4 histone acetyltransferase complex
Molecular function (GO): protein binding
Source: RefSeq, a predicted model, not a curated record
GAUUUGCUGUAGGGCGAAGGGAGAAGGCCUGAGAAAAUGAGCGAAAGGUAAUAAUUUCUUCCAUCGCUUUGCCCAGCGCGUUCUCUUGUUUACGUUUUGCGGCGUCGGGCUACAGAAAUAGUUUUUGUAUUGCUAUUUACCUAUGUUUUGGGUGAAAUUAGCAUUUAAGGGCCAUUAUUUCGUAUUCGAUAGUGCUUGUAAAAUGUUAGAAUAGUGCAGGUACUACGGUGGAAGAACGAACUUGCCUGUGCCAGAGCGAAAUAGCGGACGGAACCAUGAGUUCGAUACAAGAGCGGCUUCAGAUGAAGCGGGUGCCGCUGGAUAAGUGGUCGACUAGGGAGAAACUCUGCCUCGCCUCGUCGGUUGCGUGUAGCGGCGACCAGAACUGGAUGUCGGUGAGCCGGUCGCUGAAGAUGCUGUGCGGUGCGAACCGACCGAACGAUUGGUUUGCGCAGAAGUCCUGUGCCGCCCAGUACGGCAAGCUGCUGGAGAAUGUCGAAACGCCGAAGCGAAAGAAACGGACCGCUUCCGAGCGGGACGGCGUUGCGGCGGUCGAAACGCCGGGCGAAUCCAUCCUCCGGAAGUUAACGCAGGAGCGCAUAAUCGAGCUGAAGAAAACGAUCCAGGAGGAAACGCAGCAGUACAUCAAGGUGAAGGAGGACAUCAUACUGAUACAGAGCGGUGUUACGGAUGAGAAAAAGUUGCGCGAAAUGUGGAAACAGAUCGAGCAGGAAAAGGCACAGAAGGAGAAGGAACAGAUACAGCACGCCCAAUGGCUGAAGGAGCGGGAGGAGAAGAAGCUCGAGCUCGAGCGUCAGUGGCGUCCGAUGUACCCGAACUCGCCGACAGCUACUAAAGCACCCACGCCACCGAUAAAAAUUAAGGACGAAACCGACGAGGACAGUCAAGGGUCAUGUAAGUCCGGCACUUCUCCUUUGCUAACAUCUCUGCUGAAAACAUCCGGCGAGGCAAGGGGUUCCGGUGUAUCGGCAAAUUCGCCAUCCACGGGACAACGGACGGUGGCAUCGCCAACCAUCACAAAUCUGCUUACAGGUGGUACGGGAAGCUCCGUCAAAGCGACUUCCUCAACGGCAGCCAGUGCUGCUGGAUCACUUAGCGGGAUUGAGCUGGAUGCGCAGCUUGGUGUUACCAUCAAGCAGGAAGCUAUCGCCGCAUCCACAAACAUGUUCGAUGGAAAAGAACCGCAGACGAUAAAAUUAGAAAAUAAGGAAGAUGGCAGCAAUAUGGAAGGUGCCACAGCAUCUAAAACGGACGAGUCAAGCGGCCCAAAGUCCGAAGCGCUCUUCACAGAGAUGGACAGCGAAGACAACGCAGAUCCCGCGAAGGAUCUGAUGGACGUGUUGGAAGAUCUGAUUCCGGACGAUUUGGAUGAGAUUUUAAAUGAAGAGAGUGGCAUGAUACUGGAGGACGUCGAUCUGAAGAAUGUAGUCGAUUCAAUCAUGGAGGAAGACAACUUGAAGGAUAAGGACAUCGGACUGAUGGCGGACACGGAAGACGUGUCGAUGGCGGAAAUGGUGGAGGAAAAUGUUGCUGAAACGGCUUCAAAAAACGAGGCACCCUCGGUGGAACGUCCUAAAUCUCCACCAACAAUCGCUUCAUCCGCCACUCCUGUGGUAGCAGUGCCAGUAGCAACAGCGGCAGCAGCAGCAGCGGCAGCAGCAGCAGCACCACCACCACCACCGCCAGUGCUGGAAACCAGUAAAAGUGAGCCAAAGGAGGAAGGCACGAAUGGGGAUGUGAAAGAUACAGUUUCGAGCGAAAAGUUAACUGUCGAUCAGCAGUCGACUGUUGCACAGCCCGCGAAUGAGCAAGUGAGUCAAGAGGCGAGCGACGCUAAGGUGGAAAUAAUUCCCAUCGAGGACAGCACCAGUAAUUCUCCCGCGACGAAUGAUCCAUCCAGUGACGACAACAAAGACACCGGCGAGGAGUCGAGCGGCCAAGAGCAGCCGGAAAGUGUGAUCGUCGUGUCAGAUUCUGCCAAGGAAGAGGAAGAGUUUGAGGAGCGAGACGGUAGGGUGAGCCCGAACAAUGGACCCACAGCGAUGGAGGAGGAUGAAGAUUCCGACGACAAACCGCUAGCAUCGCUGGAAGUUACGUCGGAAAGUGCGCCCGCGAGUCAUGAUAAAGUAUCUUCGAAAGAGGACACCGAACCGGUGGCUAGUAAACCGUUGCCAGCUGCGGCAGAGCCAGAAAAGCACACGCCGCUGGAAACGAAUGCUUUGCCGAAGGAUGUGAAAUCGGAAGCAGUGAAAGUUGAACCCAGCUCCCCAUGCACCGAUGAGGCGAAGGCAAAGAAGGAAGCGAUGGAAAAGCUUGCCGCCGAGUACGACUUUAAGGACGACGAGGAACCGAUCGUCCAGCUGUCGACCAGGAAGGCCAAAGAGGAGAAGCACGUAUCGGAGGAUGAGGUGUUUGUCGAUGCGCAGGAAACGAUCGAGGAACCGGAGGAGGUGAAAGAAGUGGAGCCUCCGGUGAAAAAACCACCCGCUGAUGAUCCCGUGCUGACGGUGACGGAUACCGAUGACGAUUCACUGAUCGAGAUGAAGAUCGGCAAGGCGAAGCGCGACUAUUCGCGGCGCCGGCUGGCCGACGAGGCACAGAAGCUGCGCGACGACCUGGCGGGUCAUUCGCGAAGCGAGGAAACAGAGGGCCGUUCGCUGCGGAAGCUGCGCGAUCGCGAUCGCUCGGAAAGCCCGUUCGUGGUGCAGGACGAUGAGCCGAACGAGAAAAUGAAACGAAGCUACUCGUCCACGCCGGUGAUGGACUCCAUACCGGGUUCGCCCGCCUCGAGCGAGGAUCGGGACUACCGGGUGUGGAAGAAGUCAAUACUGGCGGUUUACUCGAAGAUCGCGUCGUCGAAGAACGCGGCUGCGUUCCAGAAACCACUGCCAGAGGAUCAAACGGCUCACCUGAUCUAUCGGCCGAUGGAUUUGCCCCAGAUCAAGCGCAACAUCGAGAACGGGAACAUUCGGACGACGGCCGAGUUUCAGCGCGACUUACUGCUCAUGUGCACCAAUGCGAUCAUGCUGAAUCGGAAUGAUCUCUGUUCGCCGGCUGCGGCCAGCCUGCUGAUGCGGGAAAGCAAUUCCAUUAUCGAGACGGGGAUGGACCCGAAAGCAAUGAAGGACCGGGACAGCGACCGAAGCACGCACAAGCGUAGCUCGCGAAAAAACACGACGCGAAACUCGUCCGCCGGAAGAAGCUAAUCAAUGGGGGAAGCGGGAA